GCAAGGCAAUCGAUGAUUUUGUAUGUACACGUAUGCACAUUUCGCGGUCAAUUGUGCGGCAUUUGCGCGUUUCAACGUUCAAUCCGGGAGGGAGGAGAGGUCGGGUAUAUAAGAGGAGGUUAGGAUUCCCGGAACAUUCCCAAACAUUCCUCGCGGGGGGCGGCCGAUUGAUUGUGCGUGGUCAGCGCUGGCGGCUGCUGGCAGCGGGCGACAAUAUGGGGUACAAGAAGAGGUUAGGAUUCGGGACGUUUCUCACCGUGCUGAUCGUGCUGGCGGCGAUCUACUACCGCAACACCGACGACGUUCUGCAAAAACGACUGCUGACCCUGCUGCACGGCCUCGAGAGGCUCGAGAACAAGCACGUCAUCACCAGGAGGCCGAAAGUCGCCAUAGGUUAUGGCGUGUGCACCGACGUCUUCAUCGACGCGAAGCACCUGCUGAAAUACUCGGACGAGAUCGGCCGACCGCAGCACUUCGACGAGAUCAACACCGAGCUUGAACUGCUCAAGAGCUUCGCCUAUUAUUUUCGCCAUGGAGCCGCGGCCGAACGCUACAUGGCAAACAGAACUCUGUUCGACGAAUUGGUGUCGAAAGCACGCUCGUUUCCCUCAUCCUACUCGACGAUCGGGGGAAAUGCAGCAGUUAUGGCGAUGCGAUUCGCGCGAGAGGGAUGCGACGUGACUCUCGCGGCUAAGAUGACCAGAUCCUUACAUCAGAUGAUCCCGCAGGUGAUAAAUAUAGUUGGUGGCGAGGUGAAACGUGACGACAUUCAUCUCAUCAUGGAAUAUAAGCACGGUGAAGUGUGGGGCCCUUAUUCCAGUGCGAGAGCAAACAGAUACAUCGUUCAUAACGACGUGAAUAAUCCAAUGAUUAGCUCAUUCAGCGCCUUUGACAAAGUCCUGGGGACGUACGAUCCCGAUUUGUUGGUAGUCAGCGGUCUCCAGAUGAUGGACAAUUAUCCAUUUCGGGAAGACAAACGCAAGAAUCUCUUAAUAAACGUAAAGAAACAGAUGGUGGAACGUCCGAGCUCAACCAGAAUUCAUUUCGAGAUGGCCUCAUUCGCCGAGGAUAAAUUGCUCUUCGAGCUGUGCGACCUGGUGGUUCCCUUCGCCGACAGUCUGGGGAUGAACGAGCAAGAAAUAGCGAAUCUGUAUAAUACUAUGUAUUACGGCAAUAUCUCGUUGGUGGCCAACUCGACACCGCGCGUCGCAACGGUGUUGGAUCAGAUGAGAACGUUGUUUAAACUUAUACGCCUGAGAGGCAAGUCGAUCGCGAAUUCUAGAGAGCUCACGAGAAUUCACGUGCACACGCUGGCGUAUCAAGCCAUAUUCACCGUCAAGGAUUCCGUUUGGAAGAACACUAUGGCCGCCGCGGCCAAAGCAUCGCUGACUGCACAUAGGCACGUGUGCGCAUCGAGUAACGUCGAUGUGAAAAAAGCGACACUGAUCAUGGACGAUAGUUUCUCGACGUCUAGCGUAGCCGGUACUCGAAUAGCAUUGAACAUCGACAAACCGGUAUCCUGCUGGGACGAGACAUUGAAGGUGGAGCAGGACGAGAUUUCUGUUCAGGUGUGCGUCGCUCCCGUGUUGGUUUGCACGCAAGCUAGUCAGACGGCAGGUGGUGGAGACAACAUUUCCAGCGCAGGCCUAGUACUUCAGAUCUAAGGUUUAUCGAUACGACGGGAUCGUUUUUACUACACCGGCGUGUUCGCAUCAUCGAAUUAUAUGUAUAUCUCCCAUCCAUUGCAUAUACGUAGACGACGAACAGAAAAGUAGGCCUUUAAAAAUGUUUUUGUAGCACGUGAGAGAAUCUACAUUGGUUUUUACAUUCCAUUUUGACUGCAAGAAAAAUAGAGACUGGACACAUAGGACUAAUUAUCGCAUCGCUAAACUAUAAUAUAAAGCACGAUUUAAUUUUUUUGUGCACUCACGAGUGCGUUUUAUCGAAUUGUGACGCUCUGCCUAAUCUACGAUUAUCGAAUAUCGAUAGUAAUUUGGUACUAGUUAAUGUUUGCGAACAUUGCGUCGUUAUUCUCGCAUUUGUAAAUUAAUUUUAAUCGAAAGGAGUUCAUUCCGAUAUUAUAUUACGUAAGCUAAUCAACUACUGCGGUAGAUUAAGCGUUUUUACAAGAACACAAUUAACGAAAUCGAAAAUCGUGAAUUUCCUGAGUACCGAAAAGUAAAAAAAAAUGGAUGUUUAAGAAUUAAUUGAAUAGUGCCAUGUGACCCUAUAUUUCAAUAGCGAUAGUUUUCAACAAUUUCGCAAUAGAAAGAUAUUUCUAGUUAUAUUAACUUUGAAAAAUAGAGGCAAUGUGAUAUUAUCUUUAGGAAUCGAUCGUAAGAUUAAACUUAAAGAAGCAGAAAGAUUGAAAAGACAAGAGUGGUUCUUUAAAAAAAGAGAAAGAAUUAUUUAAUCUCGGGAAAUAUCGCAAUGUAAAUGUCUCAAACGUUACGAUCUUACAUUCCAACGUUCAAGUCUGUUAUCUUUACAUAUAAAUUGACGCGAACAUUUCUUCUACAUUUGAAAGUGUAUUGUACAUAUACAACGUAAGCUUGAAAGUUGCGGAUUUGCAAUAUCGAAGAUAUACAAUAUCAAUGUUGAUACACAA
Wasmannia auropunctata (little fire ant) is the source of this 2608-nucleotide messenger RNA. Its product is annotated as ADP-dependent glucokinase. NCBI's taxonomy places the organism in Eukaryota, Metazoa, Arthropoda, Insecta, Hymenoptera, Formicidae. Gene Ontology annotation, cellular component: endoplasmic reticulum. The record is from RefSeq and is a predicted model, not a curated record. Bases 33 to 1664 code for a protein of 543 amino acids. Gene Ontology annotation, molecular function: ADP-specific glucokinase activity. The transcript has 5 exons. Gene Ontology annotation, biological process: glucose metabolic process.